AUGGUCAUUGAGACUAUUGAGAAGGUAGUUGAAAAUCUUGGUGCAUCUGAUAUUGAUUCUCGACUAGAAGAGCUGUUAAUUGAUGGUAUCCUUUAUGCCUUCCAAGAGCAAACCAGUGACGAUGCCAAUGUGAUGCUUAACGGAUUUGGUGCUGUUGUAAAUGCCCUUGGCCAAAGAGUUAAGCCAUACCUUCCUCAGAUUUGUGGUACUAUAAAAUGGCGACUGAACAACAAGAGUUCCAAAGUGAGACAGCAAGCUGUAGAUCCGAUAUCCAAAAUUGCAGUAGUUAUGAAGCAGUGUAGGGAAGAACAACUAAUGGGCCAUCUUGGUGUUGUCUUGUACGAGUACUUGGGAGAAGAAUACCCAGAGGUUUUAGGAUCUAUACUGGGGGCUCUCAAGGCUAUUGUGAAUGUUAUUGAUCAUGGUGCUGAAUUUGUUCCUGCAAGGGAGUGGAUGAGAAUUUGUUUUGAGCUUCUUGAGAUGCUUAAAGCGCACAAGAAAGGUAUCCGCCGAGCAACAAUGAACACAUUUGGGUAUAUUGCUAAAGCCAUUGAACCUCAGGAUGUGCUCGCAACAUUGUUGAACAAUCUUAAGGUGCAGGAACGUCAGAAUCGUAUCUGUACGACUGUCGCAAUUGCUAUUGUUGCAGAAACCUGUUCUCCCUUUACAGUCUUGCCUGCCUUGAUGAAUGAAUAUCGUGUGCCUGAGCUUAAUGUCCAGAAUGGUGUCUUGAAAUCCCUCUCCAUCCUUUUCGAGUACAUCGGAGAAAUGGGCAAACUUCACAAUUCAGGAGAAAAGGAGAUUAUCUAUUCAAAGAGAGAGACGGGUAAAUGGGAAUGGGUAACAGGGCAUUGGGUUAAUCGGGUUAUCCUAAAUGGGGCGGGUCCUUGGGUUAAAAAUAAGAAAUAG
Molecule: messenger RNA, 909 nt
Organism: Solanum tuberosum (potato)
Lineage: Eukaryota; Viridiplantae; Streptophyta; Magnoliopsida; Solanales; Solanaceae
Product: splicing factor 3B subunit 1-like
Exons: 2
Coding region: 1-909 (302 amino acids)
Biological process (GO): spliceosomal complex assembly
Molecular function (GO): mRNA binding
Source: RefSeq, a predicted model, not a curated record